GGAAGUGAGAUGGCCGAUGAAGUGGUGUGCGUUGUCAAUAUUGGUUAUGCCAGUUCAUCGUCGAAUGCCCUGGUUGCAAGUCGUAAUAAACCCAAGAAUCACCCAUAGUGUUCGCGUUUUAUCUGAAAUGAACUACAUGUUAUAUCAUUGAUCAAAAGCUUGCUUCCACAAAAUCUAUCUGUACUCUGCAUCGGAAUCAUGAAUAAACAACCAUACCCACUCUCUCCACUCGACCACCUAUCACCACACGUCCACGUCCCCAAACUCCUCUAUUUCUCCUCUAAUUCAACCCCUCAAGCCGUUAUUCAAACACUCCAAGACAGCCUUUCAAAAACUAUAUCAGCUUUCCCUAUACUUUCCGCAUCAGUUGGGCCAUCUCAAGCACUAAAUUGCCAAAAAGGCUCACUUGCCGUGCAAGCUCCUUAUUUCAGCGUCAAUGAUAUCCUUUCGGUGAAGGAUCUCAGUUCCAAAUAUGACUUUCAAAGUAUUCAAGCCAAUGAAUUUCCCACCGAUGCAGUUGAUGGAGAUGUUUUGCCAGAUUUUGUAAGAAAUAACGCUAAAGUUUUUCUUGCACAAGCAAACAUCAUCCGUGGGGGCAUUAUCUUGGUUUGCGCAGUGCAUCAUUGUGUUAUGGAUGAAGCGGGAAUUUUUAAUGUUUUGAAAUUGUGGUCUACAUUCUGUCACGGGGGAAAUGGUCAUGAAUUGGUGACUGAAGAAUGGAUUGACAACUCUGCUUUGUUGCAAGGAGAGGGAACGGGUAGAUUGGAGGAUUAUCCAGAGUACAAACUGCUGCCAGAGGAUUUAUCUUCCACGCCAUACGUUUCGACUUCGUCAGAUGUGGCGGGAACAGGCGUAUUUUUCUUCUCGGACGAUUCUUUGCGACGUCUGAAAGAGCUGGCAAAUGAGGGUUCGAAUGAUUUAUCUUGGGUUUCUACAAACGAUGCCUUGGUUGCACUCAUUUGGUCUAGAAUAACCUCGGCACGUUUAGCUACUUCAAACUCCGUUGACUUAUAUACUCCUUCAUUACUCGUCAUGACGGUCAACGGACGCAACCGUAUUCAGCCGGCUAUGUCCCCUACUUUUACUGGAAAUGUUGUGUUGAUUUCUAAAUCUAUUAGCACAUUCUCUGAUCUGAUAUCAUCGUCUUCAAAUACUACAAAAAUUGGAGCCAUCGCACGCAUCGUUCGCCAAUCAGUGCGUGACGUUGAUGAGGCGAGGGUUAGAGACGUAAUCAAAGUAAUCCAAAAGGUAUCGGAUCUUAACCGACUCGAGCCAAGUGGCUAUCAGUCCUACCAACGCAAUGUUGGAUGCUCAUCUUGGUCGGGACAACCAUAUUACGGCUUGGAUUGGGGAAACAACCUUGGUGGUAAAUGCAAAAGGUUUAGGUGGAGAAGUUUGAAGACUGAUGGAGUCUUUGUCAUUUUCCCGAGAAUUCCCGCUGUUGAGGGAGAGCAAGCUGAGGAGGGAGGUUUGGAGAUUUGCAUGGGCUUGCGGAGAGAAUGUUUGCAGGCAUUGAGAGAGGACAAAGUUUUUGGUCAAUUUGCAGAGUGGAGGUGCGCUUGAGGGUCAGGCUUUGGGGAUGUCAUGAUUAGCUUUUUUUUUUAUCAAGUUGUGGUGUUCAAUAAUCUUAUCUGGAAUGAUGUAAAUCUUGAAAUUAUUGAUUAUAGAGUUGAUGCUGGCAAAUUCCAAAAAAUCACAGAAUCCACCAAUACAAUAACUCAUCUCGUUGAGAUGUACCGUUCAUAUCCUGUUGAAGUGGAUAUAAAAAUAUUCCCUCGACACAA
Molecule: messenger RNA, 1784 nt
Organism: Botrytis cinerea B05.10
Lineage: Eukaryota; Fungi; Ascomycota; Leotiomycetes; Helotiales; Sclerotiniaceae
Exons: 1
Coding region: 199-1563 (454 amino acids)
Molecular function (GO): acyltransferase activity, transferring groups other than amino-acyl groups
Source: RefSeq, a predicted model, not a curated record